Melanotaenia boesemani (Boeseman's rainbowfish) is the source of this 1032-nucleotide messenger RNA. RefSeq names its product apolipoprotein O, b (gene apoob). The transcript is spliced from 9 exons. The coding region runs from base 50 to 727 and encodes 225 amino acids. The record is from RefSeq and is a predicted model, not a curated record. Gene Ontology annotation, biological process: cristae formation. NCBI's taxonomy places the organism in Eukaryota, Metazoa, Chordata, Actinopteri, Atheriniformes, Melanotaeniidae. Gene Ontology annotation, cellular component: MICOS complex.
CUCUCCUACUGCACCUCCAGCUUGCCGUAGAAAAGCGAAAGUUGUCUGAAUGAGUAUGUCAUAUGUGAAGCUGGCGUCGCUGUGUGCUGCUGCUCCUGGUCUGGCGGGCCUGAUGAGUGCCUCGGUGUUGGCAGCCAGUGAGGGGAAGAAGAAAAGCACGCAGCCCGUCCUGAGCAUCGAUGAGCUGCCUUCUCUGUACACCACCCCUGAAUCAAAGCUUCGGUAUGUGGAGCCGGAGGCUGGCCAGCUGGAGCAAAGUAUCGCAUCUCUGAGGAAAUGGGCUGAGCCAUAUACGAACCAGUGUCAGCAAACAGUCCAGGCAGGUGUGGAGAAAAUUGAGCGAGCGUACAGGACGGUAGAGCCCUCCAUCAACACGUCAGUAACAGCCGUCACCGAUACAUACCAGUUCCUCAGCGAUCCUCCUCCUGACCUCUACCCCAGCGUGGCAGUGGUGGGGUUCUCUGGCUUCCUGGGACUUUAUUUAGCUAAAGGCUCCAGGAUGAAGCGGCUGGUGUUUCCAGUUGGACUCAUGGCUCUGAGCGCCUCCAUGUUUUACCCUCAGCAGGCUGCGACCUUGUUAAAGAUGAGUCGGGAUUCUGCGUACGGGUGGUCUCAGCAGGGCCGUGUUGCCAUGGAGACUCUGUGGAAAGAGCCACCCUUUAGCAAGAAGAAGUCUGCGGAGCCUGAGGCAAAGGAGCGAACAGAAAGUACCAACACGAGCAGCUGAAGGCGCACCUGCAUCCAGUCACGCUAAGACCUGUACCUGUUAAUCAGCUCCUAGCACACACACCUCCAGAGCUGCAGACUGAGACACGUCAGGUUGUUUUACAUCAACAAACUGCAUGAUUAAGUUAUACCGCCGGAGUUUGUAAACCUGCUUCUACUUGAAUCAUUCCUGAUAACAGCCUCUUCCAAUGAGCAGGUUAGGCAAUCCUAUUUCAUCUUUCUUAUUUUCCAGUUGUUCAUGUCACAGCUUGAAUCUGCUUCUUCCUGAAGGCGACCCACCUCUCCUCUGUCUUACUUUGAUGACGU